Chlamydomonas reinhardtii is the source of this 4117-nucleotide messenger RNA. RefSeq lists its product as uncharacterized. The transcript is spliced from 2 exons. Lineage: Eukaryota; Viridiplantae; Chlorophyta; Chlorophyceae; Chlamydomonadales; Chlamydomonadaceae. The record is from RefSeq and is a predicted model, not a curated record. Bases 339 to 2765 code for a protein of 808 amino acids.
GGUGAAUUCGCAAUUUUCGCUUGUGCGUCAAAGACGUGACGCUUGCCUUGCCUACCCUACCUGGGCGCUCGACUCGCUCACCGACAUUUCAGAGCCUUGAGCCCGAAGCCUACUGAAACAGCGCUGUCAGAUAUCCGUUCCAGGAACUCAACGGCAGGUUAGGAAUUGAAGCGGCAUGCCAAGGCCCAGGACCAGCGAGGCCUAGGCGAUUGGGUGCCCGCCGCUCCUCGUCGCAUUACCGCUGGAUACAUCAAGCAGAUUAGCAGCCGCGGGCGACGCCGUGGGCCUAGCAAGCCGAACGCGGAAGGCCUUGCGUGUCGGUUGCAAAAGCUCACAAAAUGCACAACAGGGCCGGUGUUCCGGCGGGCAGUCCAUUUUCGCCUGGGACAACCUCCUCGCGAGGAGCUCGGCGACUGCGGACCGAGCCCCAAGCGGGGGUCGGGGUGUCGGCUGCCACUGCCGUGUCACCGCGUGCUGGCGUUCACGCGGCCGGCUACCCAUCCACACCCGCACUGCAUCACGCCUACAGCAUGAGCUACCUAGAUUCGCUCGCCACUCAAUUGCUGAUUAGCCACACAGCUCCAGGCGGGCAUCACGGCCAUGACGGCGCCCACACCCUCUCCACUCACGCGGCUGCUGGCUUCGAGCGAGGCUUCAGCAACGACCUGGAGUUGCUCGUCAGCUCCCUGGAGGAGGAAAACGAGAGCUUGCGCUGCGCGCUUGCGGCGGAGCGGCGAGCCAGGCUUCGGGCGGAGCAUGUGGCGGCGGAGGCGCUUGCACGACUCACGGAGCUGAGCCAGUCGCAGCAGCAGCUGGUGCACCAGGCCUUGCAGCGCGAAGCCAGUCGCGCGCGAGUAGAGCGCUGGCUGCACGCCGCGUCCACGCACGUGCACUGCAAUGCCGUCGCGGCCGGCGCCUCCCGGGCGGCGGCGGCGCCGACGGCGACGACCACCAGCACUGUGACGCCGGCGCCACAGUCGGCCGUGGCGGCGGCGGCGGGCGAGGCAUCCAGCGCGAGUCCGUGCGCAGGCACGGCUUCAGGCAUGGUUGCAUGGCAUAGGGGCGUGGAGUCAGCUGCGGCUGAGCGCAGCGUCAGCGGCAGUGCCGCGUGCGUGCGUACGCAGGACGGCGUGGUGGGCUGCUGGGGCGAACCCGCAGUGGCGGCGGUAGCCGCAUCGGCGGCGUCGGCGCCCGCAUCGCCCCUGCUGCAGCCGCGCCCUGAGGAGGGGGGCCCAGUGCCAGAGAUGCCGCCGCUGCCGUGCCCAGUGUUUGAGGCGCUGAUGCAUGAGGUGGACGAGCUAGCACGCCGCCGCGGCGAUAGCGACGCCGGUGGCCCAGCGGGGCCGCCGCGCGUGCACGGGCAUGCGGUCGGGGCACCCCACCCGCACAUGCAGGUCUUGCAGCCGCAUGUGAUUUACUCGCGUCUGGCUCAUGCGGGGCCGUGCGGUGCGGCCUCUCGGUCCGAGGGGUGCGAGGAAUACGGCCUGCAGAGCGCAGAGCAGCCGGCUGACGGCUGGGGCGCCUGCGCGGCGCCGCCCGGCAGCGGCGAGCGCCUCGCGGCAACGCAGGUGGGCCAGCCGGCGGCGGCGGCGGCUGCCGCGGCUGCAGCUGGAGCGAGAAGCGAGGCAGCCGGCAGCGCUGGCGCCGAGGACGGUGCACCUGUGCACCCAGCGGUGCAAGGCGUGCACGCGGUGUGCCAUGUCUGGCGGCGCAAUGAGAACGGGCUUGCGGCGCCAGCGGCCGUCGCCUCCGCUGCAGCCCUGGCGCCCUGCGUUGCAGAUGCCUACGAGCCGUGUGCAGACCACCAGGCCGAGGCCGAAGCCGGGGCUAAGGGUCCCAUCGGUGGCGGCGAUUGCGGUGGCGGCGGCGGCGGCGGCGACGGCGACGGCGGCGGCUUUAACAGCGCACGUGCCAUGCUGCAGCGCGCCUGCACACUGUCGGCGCUGCCUGUCGGGCAGCUCCACGCCUACGCCCACGCCCAGGGGGCGCCACCCGCUCUGGUGAUGACUGCCACGCACAGCCAGAGCAGCCGGCAGCUGCACAACGCGGCGGCGGCCGCAGCGGCAGCGGCAGCGGACUGGCAGGGUUCGCCAUCAGUGCGGGUGGCCACGCCGCCCGCUAUGGUGCCGCGGCCUCGUAUGAUGACUAUGGGCGGCGCGGAGGGCCCCUGGGCCACCGCUGUGCGCAUGUCCAGCUUUGCGGGGCGUGCGGACGUCGAGGCCGGCGCUGGCGCUGGCGCUGGCGCUGGCUGCUAUGCCGAAGGCAGCUUUGCCGGCGGCUUCGCUAGCGGCGGCGGCGCCAGCGGCAGCCCGCAAGCGUUUGCGUCGUCGGUGCCGCGCCAGUGCUCCACGCAACCGCUGCCAACGUCGUGGCAGCGCGAGCCGCGGCUGCGGCCGAGCGACAGCGGCGCGCUGGCAAACCGCGCAUCCAUGAGUAGUGCGCUGCACGCGGCCGCCUUUGGCAGCAGCCCACACACCCGCACGGCGUCGCAGAGCGGCGGCGUCAGCCCCGGCCAUGCGAGUGGGGCCUUCUCGCGCCUGGUGCUGCAGAGCCAGCACCACCAGGCGAACGGCUGGGACAGCCGGCGAGGCAGCUUUGCGGGCGCUGCCAGCGGCCAAGGGCUGCUGGGUUGCUCAGGUGCCGGCGGCGUGGGCGUGGGCGACAUCGGGAUUGCGGGUCGAGGAGGUGAGGGCGCGGAGGCGGAAGCGGCGGUUGUUGGCGAAGGGGAGGGGCAGGUGGAGUGGAGCAGCAUUCCGUUGCAGUAACGCUAAGUAUUAAGUAAUAACAGCGCAGCAUGGAGCGUCCUCAAGGACUUGUUGGAUGAAUAAAGGGCAUGGCACGGUUGGUUUAGGCCCACACGUGAAUUGCUUCAGCCGCUAUGCACCUUAGCGGGCCCACUUACAUUAUUUUACGGCAACCGUGCUGGCGUCGCAUCCCGGUCGUGGCCGUGUUGCGAACCCCUGUGAAAUACCGUAUGCUGUGUUGUUUUUGUCAGUUGCCGGGCAUAAGUGAUCUUGGCUGAUAAACAUUCUUUGUACACGUAUGUCACGGCUGGUAGUCGUAGCACCAUACGUACUAGUAGUUGCCAUGGCUCAGCGUGCCAUCGUAUUAUCAGCACGGUUGAAUAGAUAUGCAGGCUAGUGUGAUGUCAAUGGAGUUGUUGAUGGCAACACUGACCGGCGUUGAGAGGCUCCAUGCGUAUGGUCUUGUACCACCCAAGCGACCAUGAACUAAAGUAAAUUGCCAGGCUGCAAGUGCGGAAGCAGGAUUGGGGCACCCACGAGUGCACCAGGGUGAAUGAAUGACACGCACGUCGAGCCGCAAUGCAUUGGAUGACCACUACAGUUAAGGCAGCAGUGUGGUAUAUGUUUUAUAAGAAUGGCGCGUGUGAUUACAAAGCGGUGCGCACGAUCUUUGCAUGCCUUCCUGCCUCGUGCGGCACGUGAAAUGGUGUAGUCAAGGACGCUUAGCUGUUGUGGUUUGAUGCGAUGAUGGAUGAGAUUCCGUGUCCGCAGGUGCUCGAAUGCGUCACAGCACGCGUCCACGCACGGACAGGGGUAGGUGAUCCCUGAGGACGGCAGAACCCCGGGGGCCCAGUCCCAAACGAUGCUGUGUGCGCAUGGCUUCCUUAGAAUGGCUGCAAAAAGGAGUGGCAAGUUUCGCUUGUUUGGCUGCAUGCGUAGCAGUGCCUCAGUACCUGUCUGGCCGAUCGAGGGUUCAGGCAGUCACAGUUGGUACAAGUCGCUGCUGGCGCCGUCAUCAAAGUACGAAGGAAUGGCGGCGAUCGGCGUGGACAGGAGAGAGACACGUGUCCCCCAGGAUAGAGAAAUGUUAGCUAGUGUGAAUGCAAAUGCAAGAGGAUGGCCACGGCAUGGCCGUGUGUCGCCGUGUUAGCGUAGGUUAACGCAAUACCGACUGGCAGGACGUGCGGCGCGUGGCGGGGUGAGCGGGGGUAUUCAAUGCCGGUCACUGAAACCGGGCAAGCCCCUGCAGGCCCAUGUUGCUUGCUCAGACACCGUGCGGUUAGUUGCGGACUUUGGGUUCGGCCCAUUCGACACACCCUCCAAUGAACAUUCAAAGGGUGUUGGAUGCAGCACCGAUGUAAGCUUAAUACGCU